UGUCUCCUCCUUCGCACGCCCCCUUAUGAUUUGGGUGGGUAGGGAUGACCUAGGUGCCGAGCAGGUGCUCCAGACUUGGAAGGUGGUGCUGGAAAGCCCAGAGCACCCCUUGUCUGAUCUUAGUAAAGAGGCCUUCCCCGGAUUUGCCUUUGUGGGAAACUGAGGCAGGUUCUUCCUUCUCCCCUGAUCCCCGAAGUCCGGCCCGAUUGGAACCCAAUGGACUUUUGGGGGCCUCCCUUUCCCAGCUGCCCGCCCGCCGUCGUCAUGCCGUCCCUGUUGCUCCGGCUGCCCCUGCGCCUAUGCCGGCUGUGGCCCUGUAGCCCUCCCACCCGACUCCUCACAGCCGCAACAGGGCAGCGGUGAGUUGAGCCCCAGAAUUUGGCCAUAUUCAGUGGUUUUUCUCCUGAGAGCCCGCCUUGCGUUUUGAGAUAGUUGUCUCUGCAUUAUGUGUACUUUUCAAGGUUUGUCUCUGACAACCUUCUCGUUCAAUGCUGGACACUUAGUAUCAAUAGUUAAGAACUGAGCCCCUAGUGAGUUAAGUGACAGAUCAGGAAUCUGAGCUCAGGUUGCUCUUUCCAUAGCUCUGGUAUGUUGUCAGGCUUCACUGUGCACACACUGGGAAAGAGGAGGUUGAGUACAAAGAUUUAGAUUUCUAGGCUUGGCUCUGGAUGCUGGUCAGGAGGAAUGAAGUGAGGCAUGGGAAUCUGCCUUUUCCUUUGAGAUGGAGUUUUCCUAUGUUGCCCAGGCCUGUCCCUACUAAUUACUAUGAACUGUUGGGAGUGCAUCCUGGUGCCAGCGCUGAAGAGAUUAAACGUGCUUUCUUCACCAAGUCAAAAGAGCUACACCCUGACCGAGACCCUGGGAACCCAGCCCUGCAUAGCCGUUUUGUGGAACUGAGUGAGGCGUAUCGAGUGCUCAGCCGUGAGGAAAGUCGUCGUAACUAUGACCACCAGCUGCAUUCAGCCAGUCCUUCAAAGUCGUCAGGGAGCACAGCCGAGCCUAAGUAUAAACAGCAGACACACAGCAGCCCCUGGGAAACCCCGAAUGCUGAAUACUGGGCCCAGUUCCACAGUGUGAGGCCACAGGAGCCCGAGUCAAGGAAGCAGCAGCAUAAACACAACCAGCGGGUCUUGGGGUACUGCCUUCUGCUCAUGGUGGCAGGCAUGGGCCUGCACUACGUCGCCUUCAGGAAGCUGGAGCAGGUGCAUCGCAGCUUCAUGGACGAAAAGGAUCGGAUCAUCACAGCCAUCUACAAUGACACUCGGGCCAGGGCCAGGGCCAACAGAGCCAGGAUUCAGCAGAAGCACCAGCAGAGGCAGCCUCCAACAGAACCCUCUCUGCCUCCAGAAAGUUCCAGGAUCAUGCCCCAGGACACAAGCCAGUGAGAGGCUUACCUAGGUGGGACCUGUAUUGGUCCUCCCCUUGCUGCCUGUCUAGGACUACACGUGCAAUAAACUCAUAUUCAGACUCCUA
Rattus norvegicus (Norway rat) is the source of this 1473-nucleotide messenger RNA. RefSeq names its product DnaJ heat shock protein family (Hsp40) member C4 (gene Dnajc4). Lineage: Eukaryota; Metazoa; Chordata; Mammalia; Rodentia; Muridae. The record is from RefSeq and is a predicted model, not a curated record. Gene Ontology annotation, cellular component: membrane.